GUGUUGACAGAAAGAGCUGAAGGGGAGGCGGGGGAUGGAGGGAGCAAAUUCGGGUGUUGGGGGGCUAAUAACCCUGGAGAAGAGAAGGCUGGACUCCUUCCCCACUAGGAGCCCCCUCCACUCCUGCAGCUGGACUUUUUUCACAGUCUCUCUGUUCCCUGGGUGGGUGGAGAGGUCAAACAAGCUGUUUGGGUGGGAAAAAGAGAAUGGAGGAAGUUGACAGAGAUGGGCGGGGCCCUUGGGGGGGGCUGACCAGGAACCCAGCUUCCUGCUCAGUACCCAAGCAUCCAGCCCCCAGCUCACCCCCACCCCUUUCAGCCCCCACUCCCCUCAGGAACCCAAGGUUCCUUCCCUCCUCCCAAAUCCCAGCCACCCCUCCCCUGUUUCUCCCCACCUGGGGAUGGAGGCUGAGAGACCCCAAGAAGAAGAGGAUGGUGAACAGGGACCCCCGCAGGAUGAGCAGGGCUGGCCCCCUCUGGACUCUACCACUCGGCCUUGGCGAUCUGCUCCUCCAUCCCCUCCUCCUCCAGGGACCCGCCACACAGCCCUGGGGCCCCGCUCGGCCUCCCUACUCUCCUUGCAGACUGAGCUACUUCUGGACCUGGUGGCUGAGGCCCAGUCCCGCCGCCUAGAGGAGCAGAGGGCCACCUUCCAUGCCCCCCCGAACCCCCCAAGCUUAGCCCCAGCUCCACCCCGGCCUCUUGAGGACAAAGAACAGCUUUACAGCACCAUCCUCAGUCAUCAGUGCCAACGAAUGGAAGCCCAGCGGUCAGAGCCUCCCCUACCUCCAGGGGGACAGGAGCUCCUGGAGUUGCUGCUGAGAGUUCAGGGUGGGGGUCGAAUGGAGGAACAAAGAUCACAGCCCCCCACACACACUUGCUGAGACUUGACCCUGCAAUCAGCCCCUCCUCCCUCCUAGGGCUCAAAGCUGGGCAGCUCAUGGCAUGCCCUCAACCCAGCUUAGCAGGGCUACCAACAGAAACUGCAGUAUUCGUCACCCUCGACACCUUCCUUGGGAACUGGAGUGGGUGAAAGUGCUCAAAUCCUGAGAAUAGGCAAGGUAGGAUGGUCAUUUAAUUCCCUCCUCAAGGAUGCUGGAGCUUGAAGCAGUAAGAGGACCCCAGCCACCAAACUCAGGCAGUGGCUGGUAGUCUCUAUCCUGAGCUGUCAAGCUUCUAGACAGGGCCUGCCUGCCCCUGCGAAGAAAAGGCAUAUCUCCCAAGGUACUGAGACAGCUCCACCCUCCCUCCCGGUAAGAAUGGAGGGUGGGCACUGUGUAAGAGAGAUUAAGACACUUCUCCAUCCUCUGCGACCAGCAUGCCCUAGCCCCAAGGCUGAGGGUCCUAGAAGCUGUGAACGGACCUUUAGCCCUGCCCACCCCCACCUUCUGCUGCUCUGAGUCUGUCUGAUGUUUUGGUUGUAUAAAUAAAUGUAAUUCCCCUCUGGAUUGAAGACUGGUAUCUGGUAGGGGGGUAGGGAUGAAGGGUAGGAAGAUAAGGCCAGAGGCAGCCUCUCUUCCCCAGUCUGGCCAGAGGCCAGCUCCCCUCCCUGGCUGGUUAAUUACUGGCUCAUUAAGCAGCGGCUGGAGACCUUCCUAAUUAUCUCCCCCAGCCCCCCUCUCCCGGUUUUAAUUAAGUAGAGCAGGGAGGGGAGUCAUUAGGACAAGAAAUAUGAACUCAGCUGUCUGUGAACCCAGGCAUUCCAGCGGCCAGAGUCCACAUCACCUAGAUCUCGGAUUCAGAACCCAAGUGGCAGGCCGCCCAGCCCCUGCCUUCCCCCCCAUGUCCCCCACUCCGUCCAAGGCCACCGAGGCCCAGCCCCGGGGCCUGCCCAUAUUUUCCCCGACCGACCAGACUCCUCCCCUCGUCCCUCUCCCCUCCUCCACUCGGUCUCAGUUCCUCUGUUUCUGUGUCUCUCUCUCCGCCCCCGACUCCUCCC
Molecule: messenger RNA, 1938 nt
Organism: Castor canadensis (American beaver)
Lineage: Eukaryota; Metazoa; Chordata; Mammalia; Rodentia; Castoridae
Gene: Gpsm3
Product: G protein signaling modulator 3
Biological process (GO): positive regulation of inflammatory response
Molecular function (GO): protein binding; GTPase regulator activity
Source: RefSeq, a predicted model, not a curated record